Histoplasma capsulatum G186AR is the source of this 1448-nucleotide messenger RNA. RefSeq lists its product as uncharacterized. Lineage: Eukaryota; Fungi; Ascomycota; Eurotiomycetes; Onygenales; Ajellomycetaceae. The record is from RefSeq and is a predicted model, not a curated record. The transcript has 3 exons. The coding region runs from base 66 to 737 and encodes 223 amino acids.
CGCAUUUAAAGACUUGCGCCAUUAGGCCGAGAUCUCUCCUCUGGUGUCAUGCCAUUGCAAGCGGAAUGGGCCUCUCAUUUCUCCUAUCGUGGCGUGUCAGGAUUCAAGUCUCAUGGUAUAGCAGCAUACGAUCAUCAUUUCGGGACCUUCGCGCCCUUCCGAUAAUUGCGAGGAACUGCUCAUCAAAUGCGAAACAGAUCAUUACUCCCAAGGUAAAUAGCCUUGGGGAGACGAUCCUCAUCAAUGAAGACCUGCAGCUUCCCGGCUAUGCCUUUGUACCCCUUAAAAAUAAAUUUAUGCUUCGUCAAUGCCGCAGAUUGAUACGUGCAUCCAACGACAGUAGGACUGUAUUCGUUCAGCAUGCAUCCCCACGACAGCCUAACGAUCUCGGCCCUGAGCUAGGCAUCUAUGCCCCCUGUGAAAUUAUAGCGCAAGUUUCUGCAGAGUUCGCGAAACUCACUGCCCUACUUGAUAGGACGAUAUGGAAGAAGUGGGAGCAUGAGUAUCCCCAAAUGCCAGCGGCGGAUAAGUCGCUGUUGCAACGACUUGUUUCGGAGAAGAAUGCAGACGCCGUCGCGAAGUGUUCGACACAUGUGGCCCAGUCUACGCUUUGGGGGUAUGUCAGCCGUACAUACACGUCGGAUGAACAUCUUGUUCUCUCAACCGCGAGGAAUCCUAAAGCAGCCCUUCGGAUGCGUGAGAAGAUUGAUGGCGUGUUGCAGUCGUGGCGUGGAUGAAUACUCUCUACUUUGUUCUCCCAAUUUUAUUGUAGGGUAGAAUCUGGUCUAGUGGCGUCUGUCUUUCUUGCGAAGCCUGCGGUGCAUAUAUAUGAUUACGAUGGAUCAACCGGAGGGGGACAAUAUGCUCCCAAUAUGUACGAUAUUGGAUCAGAACGUAAUUUCUUGGCUUGGUAUCUUGCGUAGAAUCGUCACCUGUGAAACAGCGAUUUUCAAAUAAAAAUUCCCGGCGAGAAAAGUGUCGUAAGAACACGCUGAAUUUUGAAACUCGACUUAGCUGACAGCUAUCUGCUGGAAGGUCAUACAACGCUAGGGUAGAUCGAAAUUGAGGACAUUGAGGAGGGGGCUGUACAAAUCUAACGCUCGCCAACAGCACAUCAACUAAAAUAACUAGGAGAACAAUGUGCCGGCAUGGGCAAAACAGAGUUUACGCAACUAUAAACAACGAAGGCAACUCCCCUAGAGGCGCACAAGUCUGGACGCGAGGAGCUGGCCAGUGAAAACCCGCACAGAACAAUAUGGGGCAUAUAUGUCCAAUACGAUAUAUAGUUAGUUAGCGGAGCGCUUGGCGCCUGGUAGAUAGAAACAGCCAAUAUUAGGUUAAUCUCGCCUUGAGAUCUUCAAUUUCAUUCGUCAAGAACUCGAUCUGUCGCGUCUGCGCAGCAAUUGUUCGGCCUUGUUCUGAAAUCAAGCUCUUUAACGAGGAUAACU